CUUAAUUUAUAAAACUCAGUUUCGUUACAUUGAUAAGGAGCUUAGCAGUUUUCCUAUUUAAAUGACAUGUAUGUAUAUGCACAUAUUGCAUUUACAAAAUGAAAACAUCAAGUAACAGAGAACGGACAAAAUGUCAGAAAGUAACCGAAACGACUGUCCUGAUUCUUACCUGGAUUUCUUUAGGAAUGUAUCUUGAAAUAUUUGGACCUACACUAAAAGACCUUAUCCUCCGACUGGACAGCAAUUACGAGCAGCUGGCGUUUGCAAUUUCUGGAAGGACCUUUGGCUGGAUCUUAGGUUCUGUACUCGGAGGUUUUCUCGUAGACAAAUUUCAACUGUAUCGCCAUUUGAUAAUCACCAUCGCGUUAAUGACAGCUGCCAUAGCAACAGUGGCAAUACCAUGGUUACCAAAUAUCACGUUGAUGUGGAUUUUCUGCUUUAUUGGAGGAGUCUGCGAACAAGUUGUUAAUAUAGCUGGAACUAGUGUCACACUCAGUAUUUGGUUAGACAAUGCUGCAUCGUCAUUGAUCUUGUUACAUAUGGGAUACGGAAUUGGCUCAUUUAUUGUUCCUUUAUACGCAUAUCCUUUCCUGGCAGAAAUAACGCUGGUCGAAAUGAACGGAACGAGUAAUUUAUCGCUAAACAACGACUCGGUCCGUAAUAGUUUAUCCAAAGUCUCGUGGAUCAGUUUGCCACCCAGUAGUUUACAUGGAAAUUCUUCAAAAGGUCAUUUUGGUACAAUUAAAAGUGAAAUUGAGUCGAUACUGAAUAAACAUCCCAGUGAGUUUGUGAUAACAGGGGAAUCAAGGAUAGAAUAUGCAUAUGGAAUAGCAGCAGCGUUUCUCUUCUUAUGUUCGGUCUCGUUCUUGGUGUACCAAAUACUUGAAGUCCAAUACGUGAAAAGAGAGCGACGGCCAAAAGCAACUUUUAAGUUAUCUUAUAACCAAACAAGUGUCCGUUCUAAUAAGUUCAACAAGAACACGAAGGAAAUGACAUUUUUACAAAUGAUUAAUCCAGCAACGUGUGCUAACGGUAAACUUUGGUAUGGAUUGAAGAUCUUUAUAUUUAUUUUCAUUUUCAUGGGGAAUCUGGGUGGGUGUGAACGGAUGAUCGGCAGCUUUAUUCGAAGCUUUGCCAUUGAUCAGCUCGAGUUUUCCAGCGUGGAUGCUUCGCUUCUUAAUACUUCCUUCUGGAUAAGUUUUUCGGUCGGGAGACUUUUAUUUGCUAUUGCUGCGAAAUGGAUAUCAGUUCGCGUUUUAAUCAUAGUUGAAACACUCGGUGUUGCAAUAUCAGGCGCUCUUUUGAAUAUAUUUGCAGUAGAUAAUUCAACUGCUCUUUGGGUUCUAAUGCAACCAGUUGGCUUUCUCGGAGCACCUAUGUGGCCGACGGGAGUUGCUUUCACAGACUAUCAUGUACAGCUCACAGGUGUUGGUAUGACCGUACAAAUUCUUGGAGCGUCAGUCGGAGGGAUUAUUCAUCUUCGUCUGAUUGGAUAUCUUUAUGAAACAUUUGGGCCAAGAACUUUUUUGUAUCAGUUGGUUGGGUCUGGAUGUGUUGGCUUGAUGAUUGCGAUAGUACUUGAUGUAAUAGGAGCUAAACAUGGUAACAGGUUUGGAGUAGAGAAAGACGAUACUAAUAGACAAAAGGAAGAACGUGAUUCAUUUAUGUAAAUAAAUAUCAGUGGCAAUAAUGACCUGAGUAGUGCAAAACCAAUGUUAUCGUUAUAUAAUAAAUUGCAGCACAUUGCAAUUCUAUUAUGACACAAGCAAUAACAUGUACUUGAUAUCUAGUAAUAACAUGUACUUGAUAUCUAGUAAUAACAUGUACUUGAUAUCUAGUAAUAACAUGUACUUGAUAUCUAGUAAUGACAUGUACUUGAUAUCUAAUAAUGACAUGUACUUGAUAUCUAGUUAUAACAUGUACUUGAUAUCUAGUAAUAACAUGUACUUGAUAUCUAGUAAUAACAUGUACUUGAUAUCUAGUAAUGACAUGUACUUGAUAUCUAGUUAUAACAUGUACUUGAUAUCUAAUAAUAACAUGUACUUGAUACUAGAAUUGUUUUAUAAAGAAAAAUUACAUCAAUUUGUCUGAUUUCCAUUUUUUUAUGUUUGUUUUUACUGCUGGUCCUUUACCAUUGUUCCUGUUGCCAAAUUCAAUGACUACGAAAAUGACAUAAUAUUUUUAAACCGAAAACUGAAGCCGACCAGCAAACACACUAAACCCGUCUCACGGGACUUUUUUUGUUUCUCAUUAGAAUUAUAUAAGUUCAGGUGUAAAGAAUGGUGCGUCUGAGAGAAAAAAACAGUUUUGCAAGUCUCGUCAUGCUCCGAACGUUCUACUUCUUCUAAAUGGUAAAAAGCUAUGUCUAAUAUAUUUUAGUGAAAUUACUGUUGUUUUUAUAAUCUUGUUGUUGAUUCCUGUUUUAACAUAGAAUGUAUCUUUUAUUUAACACUCAUGAAUAUUGUAUGUACAUGUAAACAGAAUAAAAUGUU
Molecule: messenger RNA, 2492 nt
Organism: Ruditapes philippinarum (Manila clam)
Lineage: Eukaryota; Metazoa; Mollusca; Bivalvia; Venerida; Veneridae
Product: sodium-dependent glucose transporter 1-like
Exons: 3
Coding region: 99-1670 (523 amino acids)
Biological process (GO): transmembrane transport
Source: RefSeq, a predicted model, not a curated record